AUGGUCGCCGACGCCCUCGUGUACCACCCCGCGCUGGCGCACUACCUCCGCUUCGUCGCUACGACUGUCGGCCGCGACAAGCUUCUCCGCACAAUCCAGUACUUCUCCCGCUUCUACGCAUGGUACCUAUACCGGACGAACAAGCCGCAGAGCGCAAUCGACCCUUACAACGCUAUCAAGAAACAAUUCGGAACAACGCGCAAGAUCCUGCGCAUCGGCAAAUUUGUCGAGCACCUCAAAGCCGCCGCGCUCGCCCUCGAUAACAAGAGCCCGAUCGACCCCGUCCUGCGCUACCUCGCCAUUGGCCGCCAGCUCGGUUAUGCAGGCUACCUGACCCUCGACACUAUCACUGUCGUCGACGCCAUCGGUGUCAAGAAACUGGCGUCUGCGAAGCGUCUGCAGGAAUCCGCGUACCGUGCGUGGGGCGCGGGUUUGGCGUGCUCGGCUGUUGCGGGUAUCUAUACGCUCUUCCGGCUGAGGGAGCAGGAGAGGGGCGUUAAUCUUAAGGAAGGAGAAGGGGCUGUUGAGGCGAAGAAGCUUGAGAAGGAGCGCGCCGCUGUGAGGAUCCAGCUCCUCUCUGAUCUGUGUGACUUGACCGUCCCCGCUGCUGCCCUCGGGGUGGCCUCGUUUGAUGAUGGUCUGGUCGGCAUUGCUGGUACGGUCAGCAGUUUGAUCGGUGUUUGGUCGCAGUGGCGCAAGAGCGCAUGA
Molecule: messenger RNA, 708 nt
Organism: Penicillium lagena
Lineage: Eukaryota; Fungi; Ascomycota; Eurotiomycetes; Eurotiales; Aspergillaceae
Product: PEX11 family protein
Exons: 3
Coding region: 1-708 (235 amino acids)
Biological process (GO): regulation of peroxisome size; peroxisome fission
Cellular component (GO): peroxisomal membrane
Source: RefSeq, a predicted model, not a curated record